Aricia agestis (brown argus) is the source of this 1428-nucleotide messenger RNA. Its product is annotated as alpha-(1,3)-fucosyltransferase C-like. Gene Ontology annotation, molecular function: alpha-(1->3)-fucosyltransferase activity. The transcript has 2 exons. Bases 157 to 1230 code for a protein of 357 amino acids. Gene Ontology annotation, cellular component: membrane. The record is from RefSeq and is a predicted model, not a curated record. Lineage: Eukaryota; Metazoa; Arthropoda; Insecta; Lepidoptera; Lycaenidae.
UAUUCCAAAUUAUUCUUUUUCAUACUCUCAGUCGGUCUGCUAAUAUAUUUAUUAUUAGCUUUGUACUAUGUGUACCACUCUACACUUAAGCCAACUUAUACGAGAUUCGAGUACAACGUAGAAGACAUUCCAUUGCGUAGGGAUCUAGAGAGCGGGAUGAGGUAUAUAUUAAUUUGGACGACGGAAGAAACAGGGGAGAAAAGAAAAUAUUUCGGUGAUGGAACCUUCCCUUUCAUUGACAACAGAUGUUCAAAUACCAACUGCUAUUUAACCACUAACAAAACUUUUCUCGGAGAUUAUACGAAUUUUGACGCGAUCGUCUUUAAUACUAAGUACAUGAGAGACUGGAGGAAUAAAAAAUUGCCGGCCAGAAGAUCAGUGACACAAAAGUAUAUAUUCCAUAGCACAAUCACCUCGGAUGAUGCACCGGUCUGUAACGUCAUAACCGAUGGCUACUUUAACUGGACCUGCACGUAUAAAAUGGAUUCUGAUAUCUUCAAUCCGAUGGUGGAGGUGUUAGAUUUGGAAGGGAACUAUGUGGCACCAAAAUCGUCAGUGGAUUGGGAAACUUCCAGUGAUACAUUAUUGGAUACUACCAUUAGAAUAUCGCAUAACAAAACAAAGGCGAUGGCGUGGAUAGUAGACCGGUGUGACACGCGUAACGACAGGCUGGCAUUUGCGAGAAAACUGCAAAAGGCCUUAAAAGAAAUGUCCUUGGAUUUCGACAUAUACGGCUGCGGUUUUCUAGAUUGUCCCAAAGAUAAUUGUAUGAAGGUUAUACGUGACUACUAUUUUUACUACGCUGCCGAAGAAAGCGACGCAAUGGAUUAUAUAACGAAGGAGGUUUUAAGAGCUUUUCAUACGUUAACAGUGCCAGUCGUCAGAGGAGGCGCUGACUACAAGAAGUUUCUUCCAGCACGGUCCUACAUCGACUCCAAGUCAACGUCUAUGGACAGUCUGGUUGCAUGGAUCGAUCACGCUAUCAGGGAUCCUCUUACAUACAAACAUUUUCAUCUGUGGAGGAAGUACUAUCGCGUCAGAGCCGUCAACCCCUUUCAAGGUCUGUGCAGAAUCUGCAUGGCUGUAAAUGACAAGGCUUUUAAUAGACAUAGCGUUAAAAACAACUUCAGGAUGUGGUGGAAUAACGGGCCCCUGUUUGAACGCUGCUUGCCCAAAAGCGCGGAAUCUCUGUCGCAUGUUUUGUCCUACGCCAACAAGACAGUUUGGUGACCUAAAAUACCUAUUUUGUCAUGUCAUACCUACGACCUUUAAAGCUAUUUUUACUGUAAACAAAAGGUGUCUUUGUGAAGAAAUGUCAAGCAACGCGAAAGAAUUGGAGGCGCCAAAAUUGGUAAAGGUUUGUUCCAUAAUUCAUAGCACCGUGUAUUUAUUCGUUGCCUUCUAUGUAUCGUUGUACCUAUUAAUUCA